Messenger RNA from Rhineura floridana, 5392 nucleotides. RefSeq names its product vitamin D receptor (gene VDR). The record is from RefSeq and is a predicted model, not a curated record. Gene Ontology annotation, biological process: negative regulation of transcription by RNA polymerase II; multicellular organism development; cell differentiation. Gene Ontology annotation, cellular component: nucleus. NCBI's taxonomy places the organism in Eukaryota, Metazoa, Chordata, Lepidosauria, Squamata, Rhineuridae. Gene Ontology annotation, molecular function: vitamin D response element binding; zinc ion binding; nuclear receptor activity. The coding region runs from base 318 to 1646 and encodes 442 amino acids. The transcript has 12 exons.
GCUAGGUCUGGGGAAUUUCGGAGAAGAGGUUGGGCGUGUUAGGCGGUGGUUUCCAGUCAAGAGGCGGUUACUGGAUGGGGUGGGAGAAGAGUGACGGCGGAUUAGAAGAGCCGAGGCAGGGAACGAAGUGCUUCUGAUGUAGCAUCCAGGACAUCACAGGAGAUGAAAAUGGUGGCUAGGUGCAACGAUUGCUGAGCAUUGUUGCCUACCACUACAGAGUUUACCUACCUCGGAUAACACUAGCUCAGAUUGGUAGCUGUCAAGGGGCUUACGGCAUCUCUUCUCUGAAAAACUUCAGAAAGAACACUGGUGGCUUGAUGUCUCAGUUUCAGACCUCGUGGGAAUUGUACCAGCAGACUGUACCAAAUGAUCUGGAUGUUGAAAUGGAGCCCAUGGCACCUUGCCCAGCCUUUCCUGAUCCAGCCAACGACUUUGAUAGGAACAUUCCACGUAUCUGUGGUGUUUGUGGAGACAAAGCUACUGGCUUUCAUUUUAACGCAAUGACCUGUGAAGGCUGCAAAGGAUUUUUUAGGAGGAGCAUGAAAAGGAAGGCGACGUUCACGUGUCCAUUCAAUGGCGACUGUAAAAUCACCAAGGAUAACCGACGACACUGUCAAUCCUGCCGGCUGAAGCGCUGUGUUGACAUAGGCAUGAUGAAAGAGUUUAUUUUAACAGAUGAAGAGGUUCAGAGGAAAAGAGAGAUGAUAACGAAGAGGAAGGAAGAAGAAGCCCUUAAAGAGAGCUUAAAGCCCAAAUUGUUGGAGGAGCAACAGCGAGUCAUUGAUACUCUCCUGGAAGCCCACCGCAAAACCUAUGAUCCCACUUACUCUGAUUUCAAUCAGUUCCGGCCUCCUAUAAGGGAUGGUUCAGGCACAAGAAGUACAAGUAGAUCUUCUUCUGUCCAAGGUUUCUCUUCCUCAGAAGACUCUUCAGAUCCUUUCAGCUCUUCCCCAGAGUCAAAGAAGUUCUCAAAUCUAGAACUGAGCGAUGACAGCGAUGAAAGUGCAGCCAUGUCCAUAGACUUCUCACACCUCACCAUGCUGCCUCACCUGGCUGAUCUUGUUAGCUACAGCAUCCAGAAAGUGAUUGGAUUUGCAAAAAUGAUUCCAGGGUUCAAAAAUCUUACAGCAGAGGACCAGAUUGCUCUACUGAAAUCCAGUGCCAUUGAAGUAAUUAUGCUCCGUUCAAAUCAGUCAUUUUCACUGGAGGAUAUGUCUUGGACCUGUGGCAGCAAUGACUUCAAAUACAAAAUCAGUGAUGUCACUCAAGCUGGACAUAAUCUGGACUUGCUUGAGCCCCUUGUUAAAUUUCAGAUCAGCCUGAAGAAACUAAACCUGCAUGAGGAGGAGCAUGUGCUCUUGAUGGCCAUCUGCAUCCUUUCUCCUGACCGUCCUGCUGUUCAGGACACUCGUCUGGUGGAGUCCAUCCAAGAUCAUCUUUCAGGAAUCCUGCAGACAUACAUUCUCUGCCGACACCCCCCUCCGGGUAACCGCCUGCUCUAUCCCAAGAUGAUCCAGAAGCUUGCAGACCUCAGGAGCCUGAACGAGGAGCAUUCCAAACAAUAUCGCUGCCUCUCCUUUCUGCCUGAGCACAGCAUGCAGCUCACUCCGCUGGUCCUUGAAGUCUUUGGCAAUGAGAUCUCCUGACUUGGUGGUGGUGAAAUACAAUGAAAGAAAGAGAGGAGUCAGCCCAGCUUUCCAUUGGUGGCAAACUGAGAGCUUUGGCCCAAGUGACAUUUUGUAUAUUCUGUCAGCAAGAGUUUUUGAUUUUCCCCACACACACUACCAGAAGGGACUGCAUUGUUCAUAUAGGGAGAGUGUUCUUGCACUCGGGUCCUGCUUGCGGGCUUCCCCCAGGCACCUGGUAGGCCACUGUGAGAACAGGAUGCUGGACUAGAUGGGCCACUGGCCUGAUCCAGCAGGCUCUUCUUAUGUUCUUAAUCUUCAGUCUCAUAUUUUGCAUUGCUGCUGAGCAGCAACUCCCAAGCUAGCCCCUUCUCUCCUGUCGAUUGAAACUAAAGAGCUUUAUUGCUGGCUGCUUUGCCAUGAUGAAAUUUGCUGAUUGCUUUCUUCAGUGUGGAGCUUUUCGAGCCAGAAACUUAAACUUCUGUGCUGUGUCUUAAGGAAGGCGAAUGGUUGAGCUUGAGAGGGACUGGACAUUGGAUAUUCUUACCUUAACAUGUUAAGAGUUUUCAGUCCAGAAUAACUAUAACAUGCAGGGAUGACUCAUGGUUCUUUUAUGUAUAAAAUAUACACUCCACACCCCCAUUAUUUUCUGCCAAACUGCAAGGCUCUUCAGCACUAUAAAAGUAUUUAUUACCCUAAGAAUGAGUAGGAAAGACAUAUUUACAGGAAUAACUAACCUGUGCCAUCUUUCUGACUUUUUAUAAAAAAUAAAUUUGUUCAGUGUAUGUAAACAUACCUAGCACACUGUUGUCACUAAAUAAAUUUGUAAUAGGAGGGAAAGGAUGUUUGGGCUAACUAUACACACCUCGGUAGAGACAUUGGUGGAGGUUGAAUCCUUAAUAGCCAAGCCCCUGCAGGGAGUUCAGCAUUGUUUCACGAGAAAUGAACCCACUAAUAACUCAUGCCCUGUUUGCAACUUUUGUCCUUGUACAGUUUCAAAUGCUACCAGGUGCCAACAGGAGAUAUCACACAACCCAGUGGUAUGGAGCAGGCUUUCAAUCCAUCCCAAAGGCUUGAGCUUGUUCAGGAUAAUGUUUUUGUAGCCAGUUUAUAUAGAGUGACAUGAAGAGACUUAUUGAUCAGGUUAAACCACAUGCAAAGUGGCACCUAAAUAUUCCAGCCAACGUAUAGAGAAGUAUUAUGCAGAAACAAUUUCCAGAUGUCUCCGCAUUGAGCCGUAAUGUUUGAGUCAGUCCUUAAUCACACUCGGGGAGGCUGAAAUUAAAUUAUUUAUGACACUCAUAAGAUGUUUGCUGUUUGAUAACCUCUUGGCUAUGUGACCUCUGGAAAAAUAAUGUUUGUGAGCUGUGUACUGACAAGGGAAGAAAUUCAUAAUAUUAAAAUAUAAUGCGUUUGCAGAGAACCUCUUUGGGAUAUGUAGCUGCUGUUUAAUCUCAAAGAAUCUGAAAAAGACUAUUAAACUUCUGUUUGAUGUACAUGUUUGCAAGUAUUUGGAAGACACAUAAUUGUUAAUCAUGUAAAACAGAAAGGUAAAGUUAAUUAUCAACAGUAGAUAGAGCAAAGGUGAAUGCAAAUGGCAACUUCAGGUAGAUAGCAGCCUAUUCAUAAACUGUCUAUGCUAUUCACUUCAAACACAUGGUGUGCAUUCACCAGAAUGCUGUUGCAUUCGUUUUUAUGACUGCAAUAGCUGCAAUUUGUGCACUGUGUACAGCUACAGAUUAUCACCCAAAAUAUCUGGUGAGAUGACAUAAAUUAAAUUCCAUGGAUACAUGGGAUGAAACAAGGUAGGGAUGGAAGCUUCUUUUUGGAUUAAACUCCCCCUCUUGGUCGCUAGGUGUCAGUACAGUAAUGCAAUAGAAAGUAAUUCUUGUGUAAAGUGCCUUGAGUGUGCUCCAGAGCAAUGAAUCUGUUUUCCCCAAAGUUGUGAGUAGAUUGUUUUACUCUGAAAUUAGUCUAUAUUACUAGGAUUGGUAGGAUUCAUCAAAGUCUUAACUUCUUUUUGUGCUUGUUUUGAGAGUUGGUACAAAGGCAGCCCACCCACAUGGAGUAAGUCACUGCGGUGUACGAGAGCACAUGCAUUCUGAAGGUUCCCCUCCUCUCCCAGCAGUACAAUUAUUUCCCUAUACACAAUGCUGUUAAGGACCAAGCCUUUGCAGCCUGACAGUGUGGAGGAAAAGACAGCACCUAUUUACUGCAUGUCUCUUUCAUAAUACAUCUUGCAGUGUAGGCCUUCAUAUCUCCUUUUCAAAGCUCAGCCACUUGAGCUGCAGGAGCAAAUAUUAGCUGCUUUGUUCAGCUACUUCAGCAAGACUUAUCCAACAUUUUAAAUAACAUGAAACUUUUUUUUAGGAUGCUGUAGUGGCAUUAGCAAUACGACUGAGCAUCUAACUAUUUAGCCAUUUUACAUGGUGGAUGAGUUUACAGUGUUUCUGCCUCAUGCUUGUGCCAUGAACACCCUAAGAUCUGAGAAAGGGAGAUGCACAUCUACAGACACAUAGUUGCCAUGCACAAGGGAGCUGUGGCAAAUUGCAGUUCCCUGGCAAGGGCUCCAGAUCUGAAAUAUGCCCAACUGCUUUUCUAGGAGGACAUUAUUAUGCUUGCCACGGUGGAUGCACAUUGGGAAACCUAUCGGCCACAUUAAAUGUGAAGCAGUUGUGCUAAGUUAGAGCAUAACAUACCAAUUGUCUGUAAGGUUUUCUUUGAUAGCUUUGAUGUUAGGCUUUUUUGUGAGAGGGACACUAGCAGUUCCUUGCCAUUCUUUUUGUGGUUAAGAGGUGGGGAAAGGGGCUUACUUGAAACAAAAAGGCAUGAUGUUUGUAGGGCUCAGUCAUGGGUAUGAGAUUGGCAUCCUCUGUGCCCCAUCUCAGGAAAUAACCCUCAAGCCUAAAGGGAUGGAUCAUUGUGAUCUAGUUGAUAAAUCAAUUGCUACAUAAUGCUGUUCUAUCAAUGUGGAGGAGCGAGGAAUGAAACUAGCCAUGCUCCCAACCCUGUUUGCUUGUUAGUGUUAUUUUAAAAUAAUGUUCCCAGCAAACUUUUGGUUAUCUGCCUUAAGUCAUGAGGAUAGGACUGACUGUAGAUCUAAAUAAAUGAGUUGUUAUUGUAGUCAUUAAGAGAAUAAACCAGGCUGCUGUACUUUUCCCAGUUAGUUUGGGUGAGUGGUUUUGAUACCCAUCCCCUACAUUAAAUCCAUCAGUGAUCCCUAUGCUGAACAAUUUGCACCAGAUUUUGUGGCAUAAUUGAAUGUGUAAAUAGCUAUUUAAUAUAGGUUUAAAAUGUUCUAGUGUAAAAUGUAAAUUUUAUUUUAGACAUUUUAAUGAUAUUUGAAUCAUGGCUGCUCUUUUUCACAGAUUCUGGGAUUAAUUUUUUUCCAACUCUGCAUGUGAAAGCCAACCCUGUACAAUGAGAGGAGUAGCUUCUUUCCAAAUGUGAAACACAAAUCAUCUCUUGUUUUUUGCCUUGUGUAAUUUAAAUCGCCAUGCAAUGCACUUUAUAAAAAUCAGUAGAAUUAUUUAAAGAGACAAAUCUAUAUUUUAAUUAUAGUGGUGGUUAUGAUGAUGAUAAUGAAGACUUAGAGGCGAAUGCUAUCUUUUUAUUCCUCUGUACAUCUCUGGGCUUUUUUCUAAUGGAUAAAGAGAAGAUCCAAUAUUAAAAAAAACUUUUCCAGAGUUUUAUUGACAUGACAAAGAAUGAUUGAAUACUGUUUUCGUAGUUGUAAGUGUAAUAUGCUGUUACCUUAAUAAAAGUGU